Messenger RNA from Trichoplax adhaerens, 1371 nucleotides. RefSeq lists its product as uncharacterized. The transcript is spliced from 6 exons. The record is from RefSeq and is a predicted model, not a curated record. The coding region runs from base 1 to 1371 and encodes 456 amino acids. NCBI's taxonomy places the organism in Eukaryota, Metazoa, Placozoa, Uniplacotomia, Trichoplacea, Trichoplacidae.
AUGUGCGUUAAAUCAGUUAAGGAAUUAUUAAAGACGUGUCAAAUGUUAAGCUUAUGGUUUAUUGACCCUACCGUACAUACUAUUGUAAUCUUCACUUCGUCUGACAUUACAAAUACCUCCACAUCGAUAAAACGCCGUCAUUUUCGAUCGGCUUCUCGUGAAGUAACAUCAUCAUUGCCCAGAAAAAUGGAAAACUACGCGUUAUUUCGUGGUAUUCCUUCAAUUAGCAAGAAUUUUAUCAAUCGGGAAAAUGGUAUUGAAUUAACCUACAAAUUAUUAAUAAAGUUUAGUCAAGAAGAAACUGCUCAAGUUAUUGUAAACAGGAUAGUAGGGAGUGGUAAAUCUAUCGCCGUUAGCCAAGCUGUCCAACAACUUGUUAAUAAUGGUAAUCGCUACACGAAUGACAGCGUCUAUUGGAUUAAAAUAGAUAGUGAAGUCCUUGAAAACGAUAACGAAAAGAAAUCAGGAAGCGAUAUAGGAAAGGCAGUAGACGUCUUGAUUAUAUAUGCUGAGAGUAAAUGUUCGAAUAUUGCUAGCAAUAAUAAUAUCCAUUAUGCAGCGAACGCGUGCAAAUCAGUUAAAAACGGUUUUCUCGAAGCUGAAAAGAAUUUACAGCCAAUAAAUGAUAGUGGUAUCCAUUGUGAUUCUAUGGAUCAUAACUAUCGAAAUUUAUCGAAGCCCUGCAUUCAAGAAAUUGCUAAUAAAGAAAAUGGUUUCUAUCUAAUAAAUGGUAGAAAUUCCGCAGAACAUCUUACCUGCACAAAUACCAACAAUAGUACGAAUUAUAAUGAUCUUAGCAAUACAGACGAUGACAGUGCCCCGGAAGAUAGUAUCAACACAUAUUACGAUUGCGAUACUAUGAUGAGUAAUUUCAACAACCUUCCAGAUGGCAAUAAUGGAACAGAACAUCCUAUGCAAGAAAAUAGCAUUGAUGAAGUCAGAAAUAUCAGUACUCGCUAUAACCGUUCUAUUUCUGUUGAUCGUAGCAGUAGUAGCUGUUCGAAAUACUAUACUCUUCCUGGAAGACUUAAAGAUUAUAACACUAUGAGCAAAGCUUACUCGAAUCCUGCAAAUAGCAAUAACCUUCUAGAUGAUAUUCCACGAGAAAAUUGUAGUACCAAUGGCAACAAAGGUUUCAAUCAUAUAGAUAAUAACAGUUCCGUAAAAGAUCAAAACCUAGAAAAUCGAGUUAAUAAUAUCAUGGAUAGUAACUGCUUCAAUCCUAUAGAUGGUAGCAAUUCUUUAAAUGAUCAUUUACAGGAAAUCGAAACUGAUACCGAAAAUAAUAAUGUCUUCAAUCCUACAGAUAGUAGAAUUAAUCACUACCGUAUGAGCCUAAUUUUAGGCUUAUCUUCCCGAUAUUUACCUUAG